Aureobasidium namibiae CBS 147.97 is the source of this 1797-nucleotide messenger RNA. RefSeq lists its product as uncharacterized. The transcript has 2 exons. Gene Ontology annotation, cellular component: cytoplasm. The record is from RefSeq and is a predicted model, not a curated record. Gene Ontology annotation, molecular function: ATP binding; ATP-dependent chromatin remodeler activity. NCBI's taxonomy places the organism in Eukaryota, Fungi, Ascomycota, Dothideomycetes, Dothideales, Saccotheciaceae. The annotation marks the transcript as partial.
GAAGGCCUAAACAUUAAACUUCUCCCCCAUCAGGUUGAGGGUGUCUCCUGGAUGAUCGACAAGGAGAUCGGAGAGCGCAAGAAGAACGGUGUCCUGCCUAAGGGUGGUAUCCUGGCCGACGAUAUGGGACUUGGAAAGACUGUCCAGUCUGUCAGCUUGAUCCUGCUCAAUCCUCGUCCGGAGCUUGACGCUAAGCCACCACCCGAGAACCCGAAGCGCAAGAUGCCUGGCAAGGAGGUGGGCAAAGGAACGCUUGUCGUGGCUCCUCUCGCUCUCAUUCGCCAAUGGGAGAGCGAGAUCAAGACCAAGGUCGAAAAGAGCCAUGCUUUGCGCGUCUUGGUUCACCACGGUCCCUCACGAACCAAGUUCGCUGCAGAACUCAAGAAGUACGACGUCGUCAUCACAACCUACCAAAUCCUCGCAUCUGAGUUUGCUGGUUCUUCUGAUCACCCCGAUGGUGCAAAGGUUGGCUGCUAUGGCAUCCACUGGUACCGUAUCAUCCUGGAUGAAGCUCAUUCGAUCAAAAACCGCAGCGCAAAGUCUACACAAGCUACGUACGGUUUGAGAAGUUGGUACAGAUGGUGUUUGACUGGCACUCCCAUGCAGAACAACCUUGAUGAGUUGCAGAGUCUGAUCUGCUUCUUGCAGAUCAAGCCGUACAACAACCUUGCUACCUGGAAGGAGCAAAUCACAAUCCCAAUGAAAAACGGCAAGGGCAACUACGCUAUCAAACGUAUCCAGUACUUCCUGAAAGGCUUCAUGAAACGCAGGACCAAGGACAUCCUCAAGGAAGACGGCGCCCUGAGCUUUGGCAAAAAAUCAAAGGACGGCGAGAAGAAGGGUACUGGAAUGAAGAUUGUUGAGCGCAAGGUCGAGACUAUCAUCUGCGAGCUUGAUCCCAAGGAACGCGAUUUCUACGACCAACUCCAGGAGAGAGCACAAAAGCGUCUCGACGACAUGAUGGGCGGCGAAAAGACUGAUUACAUUGGAGCUCUCGUCUUGCUUCUGAGACUUCGUCAAGCCUGCAAUCAUCCAAAGCUCGUGUCCGGAUCCAUGGGCAAGGACAAGGACGCACUAUCCACAGGGCAGCCCGCCCCCAGCCAGACACCGCGUAAAACCUCCGCCAGCAGUAGCCAGGACAACGACAUCGACGCACUUGCCGACAUGUUCGGAGGCAUGGGUGUUCAGGUCAAGGAUUGCGAUAUUUGCAGUGACUCUGGAUCGGGAUCUGAAGCCGAGUCUGAGGAAGAGGAAGGCGAUAUCUCAUGUUCUGGUCCCGCAGGUGUUGAGGCAGCUUCGACAAAGAUUCGUCGCUUGUUGCGCAUUCUACAUGCCGAGACACCUGAGCACAAGACGAUCGUCUUCUCGCAAUUCACCAGCAUGCUAGACCUGAUCGAACCGCACCUGCAGAAGUCUGCUAUCCGCUACGUCCGUUACGAUGGUGGUAUGCGUAAUGACGCUCGCGAAGCCUCUCUGAACUCGCUUCGCAACGAUCCCAAGACUCGCGUUCUCCUAUGCUCACUCAAGUGUGGUUCUCUCGGACUCAACUUGACAGCUGCUUCGCGCGUCGUCUUGAUUGAGCCUUUCUGGAACCCAUUCGUCGAGGAACAAGCAAUCGAUCGUGUGCAUCGUCUCAAUCAGACAGUCGAUGUACACGUCUACAAGCUGACUGUUGGCAACUCGGUCGAAGAGCGCAUCAUCGAGCUUCAAGACAAGAAGCGCGAAUUGGCAAAGGCAGCCAUCGAAGGUGGUAAGGCUGUCGCCAAGCUCACCAUGAAGGAUAUCAUGAGUCUGUUC